AGCAGAGCUGGAGGCAAAAUAGAUGGGGUGAAAUGAAGAGAUACAUUUAGUAGAAGAAAAAAUGUUCAGCUGAGUUCUUUCAGAGAAGCAUUUUUCUCAGCCUCUUGGGACAACCCCUCAAUGUCUGGGGGCCCACGGCCCUCCUCUGCCUCCCUUUCAAGCUGCUGGUAUGAGGUUAGGCAACUAACUUAGGCAGUACUGAGGGUGCAGGUGUCUCCCAACAACUGCCCCAGACUUGCUUCCUUAACCCAAAAUAGGUUUAGGACCCCAGCCUGGCCCUGAAUACAGUUUGUCCAGGUCUAUAAACAGCAGGGUUUGGAAGCAGCAGUGUGCAGGAGGUAAAGGUACUGCCUGCUUGUGCCAGUUCCUAAGUGGAGCAGGCUGGCCUUAGGGCUUGAGGUCACUCCUGGUCCUGCUGAUAGGGUGGAGAAGAGAGCAGAGCUAGGUGGAAGGGUGUGACCUGAGGGUCUUGAAGAGCAAGGUGCCUCAUGAGGAAUGUUAGGAGUAGGAAGACUUGGGGGAGGGUCUUUUUGAGACAGGGUCUCCCUGUAGCCACAGCUGUCCCGGAACUCGCUAAAUAAACCAGGCUGGCCUCAAACUUCCAGAGAUCCACCUGCCUCUGCCUCCCGAGUGCUGGAACUACAGGCACAUGUCACCAUGUCUGGCAGGAAUAGAAAGAUUUUAUAGCCCAGGAUAGAAAGAGGUAUUCCACCCACUCUUUGAACAAGUGUUGAAGCCAGUCAGGGCACUGGGUACAGGACUAAACAAAAAGCCCUCACCUUCAAGGGCAAGAUCUCGGAGAAAAGUCUCGGUACAGAUUUAAAUGACAACAAGUCAGUGGGGCCAGCUCAGCUUCCACUUUAGGGUCCGCUGGGUCCAGCUGUACCUCGCUGUGUUUCCUCCACGCCGCCAGGGGGCAGUGCGACCUCCUGCCGCUCUCCCGAUAGCCUUCGCGCGAGCGCGCAUCUUAAGCGGGCGUGAGAGCAGGAGCUCCGCGGGCGGAAGCGGUUCCCACGUCGGACGCCACCAUGCCGGGAGACCAUCGCCGCAUCCGCGGACCUGAGGACUCUCAGCCGCCACAGCUCUACGUAGCUGAGAAAGACGAGACGCCCGUCGCCCGCGACCCGACGCGGCUGCGGCCGGUGUACGCGCGCGCCGGGCUGCUGAGCCAGGCCAAGGGCUCGGCCUACCUAGAGGUGGGAGGUACCAAGGUGCUGUGCGCUGUGUCUGGCCCGCGCCAGGCCGAGGGCGGCGAGCGCGGCGGCGGCCCCGCCGGAGCCGGCGGGUUCCGCCGCGCGCCCUUUUCGGGUCGCCGGCGCCGCGCGCCCCCGGGCGGAGGCGAAGAGCGCGAGUUGGCGCUGGCGCUGCAGGAGGCGCUGGAGCCCGCGGUGCGCCUGGGCCGCUACCCGCGCGCGCUGCUCGAGGUAUCCGCGCUGCUGCUGGAGGACGGCGGCUCGGCGCUGGCCGCAGCGCUCACGGCCGCCGCGCUUGCGCUGGCGGACGCGGGAGUGGAGAUGUACGACUUGGUGGUGGGCUGUGGCCUGAGCCUCGCGCCGGGGCCCGAGCCCACCUGGCUGCUGGAUCCCACGCGGCUGGAGGAGGAGCAUGCUUCCGCCGGCCUCACCGUGGCACUCAUGCCGGUGCUCAAUCAGGUGGCCGGGCUGCUGGGUAGCGGGGAAGGCGGUCAGACUGAGAGCUGGGCGGAUGCGGUGCGCCUGGGCCUCGAGGGCUGUCAGCGCCUCUACCCGGUGCUGCAACAGUGUCUGGUGCGGGCUGCACGCCGGAGGGGCGCCGCCGCCCAGCCCUGAAACCACCUGAGCCACGAGAUCGCGAGAACCGAGCUGCCACCGUCCGGAGCGGAAAGGACCAAGCUGUUGGCAGUGGAUAAUGCGCCGAGCUGAGGAACACUUGGGACUGGGGAGUUGCGCGCAUACCACCAGUGCACCUCACAGCCGUGUGGAAAGGCUUUUUGCAAACUCUUCCAUUAAGGGGGCUUUGCUACUUGAGCUACUUGAGCAUCCAGCUCUGACUCGAUUGGAGAAAUUCCCUAAAAACAGCCUUAUCACCUAGAUGGAAAGGACUAUGCUGGAUUUACCUGGUAAAUGAGACUUGAAGUUACAGUCUUGUAAGGAAUGGACCCUGUGCAGGCCGGCCUAGGACUCCCGACGUAGAACACCUGGGCUACCUACUGAGAGUAUGGACAAGGCUCUGCCUUCUCACUACUGAAGCUAAAACAUAAAAUCCUUUUUAUACC
Nannospalax galili (Upper Galilee mountains blind mole rat) is the source of this 2254-nucleotide messenger RNA. RefSeq names its product exosome component 6 (gene Exosc6). Gene Ontology annotation, biological process: poly(A)-dependent snoRNA 3'-end processing; U4 snRNA 3'-end processing; nuclear mRNA surveillance. Lineage: Eukaryota; Metazoa; Chordata; Mammalia; Rodentia; Spalacidae. Gene Ontology annotation, cellular component: nucleolus; cytoplasmic exosome (RNase complex); nuclear exosome (RNase complex). The record is from RefSeq and is a predicted model, not a curated record.